Molecule: messenger RNA, 1040 nt
Organism: Copidosoma floridanum
Lineage: Eukaryota; Metazoa; Arthropoda; Insecta; Hymenoptera; Encyrtidae
Gene: GlyS
Product: glycogen [starch] synthase
Biological process (GO): glycogen biosynthetic process
Cellular component (GO): cytoplasm
Molecular function (GO): alpha-1,4-glucan glucosyltransferase (UDP-glucose donor) activity
Source: RefSeq, a predicted model, not a curated record
AGGUUACUAAAUCUCUUCGAGGAACAAUUAAUGAUAUUCAGCAAAAAAUUGGAAGACGUUUGUAUGAAGCUUGUCUUUCUGGACGUAUGCCAGAAAACAAUGAUUUAUGCCAUAAAGAUGAUCUUACCAAAAUUAAAAGAUGUUUGUAUGCCUUACAACGUAAUGGACUUCCUCCGAUUACAACUCACAAUAUUAUAGAUGAUUGGAAUGAUCCUGUUUUAAACUCAAUUAGACGAUGUAACCUAUUCAAUACAACGCAGGAUCGUGUUAAGAUUGUUUUUCAUCCUGAAUUUUUGUCAUCAACAAAUCCACUUUUUGGACUCGACUACGAAGAGUUUGUACGUGGGUGUCAUUUAGGAGUGUUUCCGUCCUACUACGAGCCGUGGGGCUAUACUCCAGCUGAAUGUACUGUUAUGGGUAUACCAAGUAUUACAACAAAUUUAUCUGGAUUUGGAUGUUUCAUGCAGGAACACGUUGCAGAUCCUAUGAGUUAUGGGAUUUAUAUCGUAGAUCGACGGUUUAUAAGCUUAGAAGCAAGUAUACAGCAACUUGCUCAGUAUAUGUUUGACUUUUGUCGACUUAAUAGACGACAGAGAAUCAUACAAAGAAAUAGAACUGAACGGUUAAGUGAUCUUUUAGACUGGAGAAAUUUAAGCGUGUUCUAUCGACAUGCAAGACUCAAGGCUUUAAUAGAGGUUUAUCCUGAAUUGGUGCCUGAAUUCUCAGAAAUAAGCAUUAAACGUAUGAAUUAUCCAAAGCCAUUAAGUGAGCCGUCAUCUCCAUCAUCUUCCAGGCAUACUACUCCAGCAACGUCAGUUCACGGAUCCGACGACGAAGACGAUUUUGAUGAAGAAAAGGAAGUAAGUGUUAAUAAAGGAUGCGUUAAAGAUUUUCCGGAUCAGUUAGAUGCUUUGGUGACCCUAGAUGAGUUAGUUCUUAACCAAACUGGAAGACAUAGCGUCACAUUUGAAUCCGUGAAAAAGAAGGUUGUUAUCUUGCAGCCUAUGGUGUCCAAGUAUCUUAGCUGGAAUUCUCUGUGA